This is a messenger RNA of Orycteropus afer afer, 2997 nucleotides long. NCBI's taxonomy places the organism in Eukaryota, Metazoa, Chordata, Mammalia, Tubulidentata, Orycteropodidae. The record is from RefSeq and is a predicted model, not a curated record.
AUGGCCCCUUGGCGCCACUGCCUCCUCUACUUCUUGAUCUGGAGUCUCUCUGGGGCACCCUCCACCCCUCCAGCGGCCCCAGGUGAGGUGGUGGAGACGGCAGCUGGGGUGUGCAAGUUCCCAGAGCAGAGACUAAGCUGGUGGCAGGCCCAAGAAUCCUGUGAGCAGCGGUUUGGCCAUGUGGCACUGGGGCCCCCAGAUGGGGUCCUCGCUCUGCAGCUGCACGACCAAGUCUGGAUGGGCCAGAGCCAGGCUACUCUGCAGCGGCCCCCACAGAGGCGCGCGCGCACUGUGGCCGCUCUGGUGUUCGGUGAGAAGACAGCAGACAGGGCGGCGUGGCUGCGGAUGCCCCUGCCAACGCUAGGGGCGCUUACGGCGUGCGCUCAUGUGCAGUGGGACACCACCUCGCCAGACAUUGCUGCUGUCUUCUCUCUCGCGGUGCCCAAGCUGGCAAACGCGCUGCAACUGCGCGCCUUCGCAGAGCCCGGGGGCGCCGUGCACGCCGCGCUUGUGGUGCGCAGGCACCACACGCCCUUCCUCCCAGCCUUUCGCUCCGACGACGGUUGGCACCAUGUGUGCGUCACGUGGGAAGAGCAGGGCGGGCGCUGGGCCGUGUUCGCCGACGGGCGGCGGCGCGCGGGGCCUCAGGGUCUAGCUGUGGGCCACCCGCUACCGCCCGGCGGCGUCCUCGUGCUGGGCCAAGACCAGGACUCUCUAGGCGGCGGCUUCUCCGAGCGAGACGCCUUCAGCGGCAACCUCACUGACUUUCAUUUGUGGGCGCGGGCGCUGAACCCCGCGCAGCUACGCCAGGCAAGGACCUGCGCACCACCCCCCGGCGGCCUGCUCUUCCGCUGGGACCCGGGGGCCCUAAACGUCACCCCUUCGCUGCUGCCGACAGUGCGAGUGCGCCUUCUCUGUCCCGUGCCCACGGAGGAGUGCCCGACGUGGGACCCAGGACCCGGCACUGAGGGCUCUGAGCCCUGCCUGCAGCCGCAGCCGUUCCUCUGCUGCUACUCAGCAGAGACCUAUCGGCACCUGCAAGAUGCCCAGUCGUGGCCUGGCCAGGAUGUUAUCAGCCAAGUCAAUGCCUUGGCCAAUGCCACCGUGCUGUCUUCUGACCCCCUCUCUGAAGUCCACGGGCCCGUCACUGGCAGUAAGGCCUCCCACUUCCUGGGCAUCCUGAAGACAGCCCUGGCAGAGGAGGUAGCCCCACUGGGGCAAGCUGCGCUACUGGCUGUUGUGCACUUUCUGAAGAGGGUGACGGCCCUUGGGGCUGGGGAGCCUGAGCUCCUGACUGGGCCCUGGGACCAGCUGGGCCAGGAUGUCCUGUCUGUGGUCAGCCUGGUCCUAGAGGAGCAGUUGGCCAACACAUGGCUGUCAGUCAGCGAGGUAGUUGGUGGACCUAUGGCCCUGGUGGCAAGUGUGCACAACCUGGCACCCGUGCUGAGUACCAUACUGUCCUCUGAGCGUCCCCAAGUGCACAUCCAGCACCGCCAUGCCGCCCUCUCUGGAGUCACCGUGAUCCACAGCUGGUUCACCUCAAGUGUCUUCCAGUACACCCUUGGGGGGCCUGGCCUAGAACCUCAGGCCCCUAACAGCUCGGAGGAGGCAGACAGGAUGCAGAGGUUCCUAAGCACACAGGUGGGGUCAGCCAUCAUCUCCUCUGAUGUGUGGGACACCACUGGGGAGGUCAGCGUAGCUGUCACCUUUCACCUGAAACAUCAGGCUCAGUCUUUCCCCUGCUUCCCACCCUCAUGGCCACCCUGUUUGAGAGCCCCCUCUGUUCCAAGCCCAAGCACAGGGGGUUCCUGGGCCACCACUGGCUGCUCUGUGACCACCCUAUACCAGGACUCCACUGCCUGCUUCUGCAACCACAGCACCAACUUUGCCGUCCUGUUACAGGUGUAUGACAUCCAGAGAGGCCCUGAGGAGGAGUCACUGCUGAGGACUCUCUCAUUUGUGGGCUGUGGUGUGUCGUUCUGUGCCCUCGCUACCACCUUCAUGCUUUUCCUGGCAGCCAGGGUCCCCAAGUCAGAGCGAGUCACGGUCCACAAGAACCUCACCUUCUCCUUAGCCUCUGCAGAGGGUCUUCUUAUGGCCAGCGAAUGGGCAAAGGUCAACAAGGUGGCAUGCUUGGCCAUCACAGCUAUGAGGCAUCUCCUCUUCUUGGUCGCGUUCUCCUGGAUGCUGGUGGAGGGACUGCUGUUGUGGAGCAAGGUGGUGGCUGUGAGCAUGCGCCCAGGCCCAAGAAUGAGGCUCUACUAUGCCGUGGCCUGGGGCAUGCCUAUGGCAGUUGCCAUCACCCUGGCCGUGUCCCCCCAUGACUACGUGGCUACUGGGCACUGCUGGCUCAACGUGCACACAGACACCAUCUGGGCCUUUGUGGGGCCAGUGCUCUUCGUGUUGACUGUCAAUACCUGCAUCCUUGUCCGCGUGGUGAUGGUCACUGUGUCCAGCGCCCACCGCCGUGCCCGCAUGCUGAGCCCCCAGCCUUGUUUGCAGCAGCAGAUCAGGAACAAGUUAUGGGCCAUGGUGAAGCCAGUGCUGGUACUGCUGCCUGUCCUGGGCCUGACCUGGCUGGUCGGCAUCCUGGUGCACCUCAGCCCAGCCUGGACCUAUGCUGCCGUGGGCCUCAAUUCCUUCCAGGGGCCGUACAUCUUCCUGGUCUACGCCGCCUGCAAUGGGGAGGUCCGGAACGCCCUGCAAAGAAUCACGGAGCAGAAGGCGGUGGAGGCGUUCACGGUGCGGGCCUUCGCGGGGUCGGGUCCCUGGGAGGCAGCCCAGCGCAGCCCGGUGGCCUUAUCCCCAGCCUGGAGGCCUGUGGCUGCCAAAGGGACCCACGGCCCCAGAAUCCCCACAACCUUCUCCUCCAUUGCAGAGCCCAAGAAACCGGCGCAGCACGUCUGCGGGAACAAGAGAGCCGCAGCAGCGCCUCUGCGCUCAAGUGAUGGCGCCUUUGUCUUCAUUGAAUGGCUGCAACCCACGCUGGUGGCCUGA